UUUCUUCAUAUUAAUUAUCAGGUUUUUUCUCCAGUUUUUAUAUUGAAAAUUAUUUCUGAACCCAUAAAGACUUGUUAAGACAUCACUCUAGAAUCCCCAAUAUUUAUUGUAGUUGUUAUAGUAACAGUGGAACCUAAGUGUUUUUCAGACAUUAUUCAGCUUUUUAUACCUAGGCAGAAACAAUUUCAGAGGAAAGGUAAACCCACAGCCCCAGUUUGGGAAUGAGGUUCCAAUUUCCUAAAUCAUUUGUGGUUAUAGUGAUGGAUACCAUCUUGUUUGGCACCUGGUCCACAUCUUUCCCAAAGCCUCUAUAAGAGGGAGUAGAGGGCAGCCUGGGAGACCUCAUCAAGAGCCAGAGGAGGGUCUGAAUGACCUGGAGGGUAGUUCCAAAGCACUAUGUUGCUACAAUUCCUCUUCAGCAGUAGUGUGAUCAAACACUCAUAGGAAAGUCAGAAGAAAGAGCAGAUGUGUAUAGAGGAAGAAAGUUGUGUAGUCGAAAAACAGGGCUGUUACUCUUGAGUUGUGCAGAGAACUGUGUUAACAGUAGAGCUUUGUGCCGUUGCCAGAGUGUGAAAGAGGGAACCUGUGUUACUCUGAGACUCAUCACCUGCCCUGCCUAUGUCUAGCCAGCCAAAGUGAAUGGGGCCAGGCUUAGCUGCCUUCAUCUAUGCAGUCACAAAGGUAAAGAUGAUACUGGCGAGGAUAUUCCCUCCCGGGAGGCCUUGGCCUCACGCCCCAGCAACCUUGGCAAGACUUGCUAAAUAACACCUUUGUCUGGGACAGGGUUAUGCAUCUUCCCCUCUUCUACACCCUCAUGACAAGUCAAGGUGGCUUAAGAUCAAGAAGCAAGGACAAUGAAUGUGGACCAUCCCUCUGAGCAACUCUAAAGUAGGGCCAUGCACACGGCCUUCCUGUCAGAGCCCUAGAGAAUAAGAGACGCUCGCUGCUGGUGAGAGAGGGUAUGGCCAGGAUUCCUGGAAUUGGAAGAUCUUCAGCUUCACCAUCUUUGGAGAACAAGGAAGAACAUGAAAGAGAUGUGGCCCUUCUUAGUCGAAAGGAUCCUGACAGAGGACGCACAGAGGAGCAGCUGGCACACCCGGAACCCUCCAACCUUGACCCAAGCAUGCAGGCCCCGCCUUGCAGCCUCCCCGCUGGGCUGAGCCUGGAUGACUUCAUCCCUGGCCAUCUCCGGGCCCACAGAGGGUCAUCCUCCCGGGGGGCACGGGUGCCUGUGAUCCGGAAUGGUGGCUCCAACACCCUUAAUUUCCAGUUUCAUGACCCUGCGCCCAGGACCGUGUGCAAUGGGUACUUCCCCCAGAGGAGAGAUGCUUCCCGGCACCCAGACCCUGCUUGGUAUCAGACCUGGCCAGGUCCUGGGAGCCGGCCCUCUGGGAGCCAGAAGACCCCUGCCUCCCAGCAUCCCCAGAACUGGUCAGCUACGUGGACCAAGGACAACAAGCGUCAGGACAAGCGUUGGGUCAAGUACGAGGGAAUCGGGCCUGUGGAUGAGACCGGCAUGCCUAUUGCCCCCCGAUCUAGUGUUGAUAGCCCCAGGGACUGGUACCGGAGAAUGUUCCAGCAGAUUCACCGGAAAAUGCCAGACCUGCAGCUGGACUGGAACUUUGAGGAAUCACCCAAAGUGCCUUCCUCCUGUGCCGCCUCUACAGACUCAAGGCAUCCAGGGCCCCAGCAAAGACCAGUUGCCAGGCCGGGCCAGGCCUCUUCUCUGAGUGGGAACUCAUCACGCCAAAGAUCCACAGGUCAUAAUGCGAUGGAAAGUGGGGUGGCCCAUGGAAGAAGCUGGAACCCCUCCGAAGAGUUUCCUAGAAGUACCUUCAACUGUAAUCCUGGAGCACCCUCCUCCUUACACCAGACCCCAAAGCAGGUACCCAAACGCCAAGAGAAAGCAGACAAUGUCUGGACGGAAGAUUCUUGGAACCAGUUUCUGCAAGAACUAGAAACUGGACAGAAGCCCAAGAAACCACUAGUGGAUGACCCUGUUGAGAAGCCCUCCCAGCCCAUUGAGGUCUUGCUGGAGAGAGAGCUGGCCAAGCUGAGUGCGGAGCUGGACAAGGACCUGCGGGCCAUUGAGACCCGGCAGCCGUCCCCGAAGAGCUCCCAGGCGCCCCGACGGUCCCGGGAGCCGCGGCCCCCAGCGCGCCCGGCCUCCGCCUGGAGCACCAGCUCCCCGAAUGCACUUUACCAGGGUUCCUCCCGGCCUCUGAGCCCCCACAGAAUGGCGGAUGGAGCGAGCCCCUUCCUAGGUCGUAGGGACUUUGUCUACCCUUCGUCGGCCCGAGACCCUAAGGCCACUGAACGCGGGGCCAGCCCAGUCAGGAAGGAAGAGAAGAAGAGGAAAGCUGCCAGACUCAAGUUUGACUUCCAGGCACAGUCCCCCAAGGAGCUGACUCUGAAGAAGGGUGAUAUUGUCUACAUCCACAAGGAGGUGGACAAGAACUGGCUGGAGGGGGAACACCAUGGCCGGCUGGGCAUCUUCCCUGCUAAUUAUGUGGAGGUGCUGCCUGCAGAUGAGAUCCCUAAGCCCAUCAAGCCCCCCACCUACCAGGUGCUGGAGUAUGGAGAAGCUGUGGCCCAGUACACUUUCAAGGGAGAUCUGGAGGUGGAGCUGUCCUUCCGCAAGGGGGAGCGCAUCUGCCUCAUCCGCAAGGUGAAUGAGAACUGGUACGAGGGGCGUAUCUCAGGCACCGGGCGCCAGGGCAUCUUCCCUGCCAGCUACGUGCAGGUGUGCCGUGAGCCCCGGCUCCGGAUCAGUGACGAUGGUCCCCAGCUCCCCGCGUCACCGCGCCUGACCACCACCGCCCAUCUGGCUCGGCACUCCAGCUCCCCAUUGACACCACACAGCCCAGGUGAUCCCACCGACUGGGGGAGCCGGACCUCCCCCCGCCGCACUGGCUUCUCCUUCCCCACCCAGGAGCCCAGAGCCCAGACCCAGGGUCUCAGCACCCCUGGGUCAACUCUGUCCCAUCCUGGAGACUCCAGCCGUCCCCUGGACCUGGGGACCCCCACCACCACCACUCAGAUACACUGGACCCCGUAUCGGGCGAUGUACCAGUACAGGCCCCAGAAUGAGGAUGAGCUGGAGCUACAGGAGGGGGAUCGGGUGGAUGUCAUGCAGCAGUGUGACGACGGCUGGUUUGUGGGUGUCUCUCGGAGGACCCAGAAGUUUGGGACAUUCCCUGGAAAUUAUGUAGCUCCGGUGUGAGUCGUCUCCGUGGCAACUCAGAGCCCAGCCAGGAUGGGGUGUGGAGCAGUAGCACUUACAGGAAGGAAAGAGGAUCCCCCUCCAUCCUCUCCCCAAGACCCGAGCUGCUGGCAUCUGCAGACUACCCCAGCAACCAUUCUUUGGAGCCCCCCUCAAAGCCCCCUGGAACGCUUCCCACCCACAACUCACAAACAUUCCUCCAGCAGCCUUUUUAUUCCCCCCCUACCACACCCCUCAAAUAUAGAGGUCUGCUUUGAAGUGGAGACUGUUUCCAGGCCUUAUUGAGACCAGACCCUGGAGCCCCGCUCCCCCCUGCCCUGCUAUGGCGUUUCCUCUAACAGGGACUGGCUCCCAGCUUCACCCCCAUGGGGUUCCUCUACCCAGAACCAGCUUUCCUAACCUAACAGAGACCAAAGGCCGCCUCUGCCUGGGGGGGCGGCAGGGGGGAGUCCUCCUCUUUCACUCCAACUUGCCUGCUGCCCCCUUUGUCUUCCUGCUUCCAGCUGGGCUUGGGAGUGAAGUGGGAGAGAGACCCAGCACCUCUUUAGUGCCUAAGCCCUGGCAAGAGGCCUUGCCUGAACGCCCCCUCUUCCCAGAGGCUGCCCAGACCUGGGCCUGGGCCGUGCGUGUCAUCGUGUUGCUGCAGUGCCCAGGAAGGGCUGAGCCUCAGAGAACUGGCCGCCGCCCCAAGUGUUUUCUGGGGAGACUGAGGUGUGCUGCCCUCCUGUCUCACCCGCUCCUCCAAACCCCCAAAUCCCCCUUGGAAGAGAAUAUAAAAUAAAUCUGGAUACCAGGGA
Molecule: messenger RNA, 4020 nt
Organism: Canis lupus familiaris (dog)
Lineage: Eukaryota; Metazoa; Chordata; Mammalia; Carnivora; Canidae
Gene: SORBS3
Product: sorbin and SH3 domain containing 3
Exons: 23
Coding region: 962-3223 (753 amino acids)
Molecular function (GO): protein binding
Source: RefSeq, a predicted model, not a curated record